GGACGGAGCGCUCUCAUUCGCAAGAUAUUCCAUCCUUCGUAUGUUACUUCGAAAAAUGAUUGGAAAGGCGAUCCCUUUGUUCAUUGCGCGAUGCGGUUUAUUGGUUCUCCAGAUCAAACCAUCAUACAUGUCGUUAACGCCAGAUCGGACGCGGUUGAUCAAGAGGAAACAGAUCACUGGCUUUUCACUCAUGAGCUCUUUCAAAAUGAGGAUGAUUUUAGAUCACAUGAACUACUCCGGCCUUCUUAUGAUCACGACCUCCAAGACCUCCCAAUUGCUAGCAGCAAUGUUUUCGACGAAAUCUUUAUGCCUGAUGGCCACGGAUCUCCUGGCGUUACACCCAAGCGAAAAGCGAAUGCGCUGAUAUCACAACAGACCGACAUUGAAACUUCAUCAUCGCGAAAAAGAAAGGUUAUUUCGG
This is a messenger RNA of Puccinia graminis f. sp. tritici CRL 75-36-700-3, 421 nucleotides long. RefSeq lists its product as uncharacterized. NCBI's taxonomy places the organism in Eukaryota, Fungi, Basidiomycota, Pucciniomycetes, Pucciniales, Pucciniaceae. The transcript is spliced from 2 exons. The coding region runs from base 41 to 364 and encodes 107 amino acids. The record is from RefSeq and is a predicted model, not a curated record.